UGUCCCAUAGCCAUCCAAAUAAGGUGUAGAGUGGUGUAGAUUAUUGUUUGAGAUAGAGAGAAUAUGGGGAGAGAGAUUGUGAGAUCAAAUGAUGAGAUUUUGGGGUUGUCUGCUUCUUCUUCUCCUCUUUCUCCUUCUUCUUCUUCAUCUUCUUUAUGGAGUAAUAGUUGUUUUUUGGAAGAAGGUGAUGAGAAAAAGAGAAUGCCAUUGCUGGCUCUCAACCAUGUCUCCUUUGUCUGCAAAUCUGUCCCCAAAACUGUCCAAUUCUAUGAGCAAGUUCUGGGCUUUGUCCUCAUCAAGAGGCCCUCUUCCUUUGACUUUGAAGGAGCUUGGUUGUUCAAUCAUGGCAUUGGGAUCCACCUCCUGGGUGCAGAAAAUGUGGGCAUCACCAAGAAAGGAAAGAUAAACCCUAAAGACAACCACAUUUCAUUCCAGUGCUCAGACAUGAACCUAAUCAUCAAGAAACUAGGUGACAUGAACAUUGAAUAUGUGACUGCUAAGGUUAAGGAAGGUGGUGUGAUUGUGGAUCAGCUCUUCUUCCAUGACCCUGAUGGCUACAUGAUUGAGAUCUGCAAUUGCCACAAUCUCCCAGUUUUGCCCCUCUCCUCUUGCCCUCUCAACAACACCAAUAACAAGAACACUAUUUAUGGGAAGGGAAGCUGGAAGAAGCCAUCAUGUGCUGGAGAAGUGGAACAUCUUAUGAUGGAGAAUUUAGCUGUGGACAUGCUGGAUAUUUCUUUUUGAAAUUCUACAAUAAAUUAUUAAUAAAUUAAAUAAAAAUCCCUCAUCAUUAAUUUUUUGUAAACUUCUUUAUACUAUUUAAUUAUGUAUGGAGAGAUUGAAAUGUAAACCGUUACGUACCGAUUGAGAAUCAAUAUAAUACAUAUUUCUUUUA
This is a messenger RNA of Ipomoea nil (Japanese morning glory), 895 nucleotides long. RefSeq lists its product as uncharacterized. The coding region runs from base 64 to 744 and encodes 226 amino acids. Lineage: Eukaryota; Viridiplantae; Streptophyta; Magnoliopsida; Solanales; Convolvulaceae. The transcript has 4 exons. The record is from RefSeq and is a predicted model, not a curated record.